UCUAUAGAAAACAGGUUGGAUGACAGCCACGCUGUCCAGUGAUUGGAAGAUUUGGUGAAAUUCGUUCGCUCCUGUAGCACGUAUUUGUAAAUCAUAAUGAAUUUAAACCAUGUAAACAAAGUUGAUAUAAACUCGAAUGUUUUUGGUCGUAUUUUGCUGAGGUCUGCUACCAAAUGACAAAAGCACAGGGGUCGUUAUUCAAACAAGACCUGAGAAAUAGAUUCGGGAAUCAUUAAUAUCUGUUUGAUACAAAAAUGAAUUGGAACGUCAAUGCAUGAUCUCAAAAAUGUUUCAUUCCUGAUUAAUUAGAAUGAGUCAUCUUUUUAGCUAAUGUUAUCAUAUAUACACUUUUAAAUUUUAGAUCUUGUGAUAUAUUGAAUUAUCUGUUGAUAACCGAUCAAAUUAAAAACAUUUAGUUGAAGCCACUUGUUAUACUGAAUGUUUAUAAGUAGAAAAAAUGAAUUUGGCCUCUUAUCAACUGACACACCCUGAGCUUUUGUCCGAAGAGACACUUCGAGAACUUUUAAAAAAUAGAUGCAUCGAGCUUCCUAGGCUGCAACUUUUAAGCAAACCAGAACUAGUAGAAAUUUAUAAGCGUGUCGUUUUGCCGUUACCACAAAGGCAAUUUGACGAAGCUCGACAUUUAGGAAAGAAAUUAUCUACCCUACGUUCAAAAAAUGGAAUUGCCACCGCAUGUUAUGAAGAAAAUGUUUUUACUGAGAAAGAAGAAUUUUCUCCAUCGAAAAGUAAUCCUGAACAAAACGGCGUAAUACAAGCAAGAGUCAAUAAUAAUGUUGAAAGACUAAAACCACCUAUCAGUGACAGUAAAUCUCUACCAAAGAAGAUCUGUCUAUCCCAUGCUUAUAAGGCAGAAAAGGAAUGUGCUUUGAAACGUAAACACAGUGAAAUAAAAUCAUUUCAAGGCUCUUUGAUGGAUUCAAAGAAACGACAAAAAAUUACAUGGCCAUAAUAAUCUGCUAAUCAUUGAAAAAGAUCAACACAAUUGCUGUUAUGAACAAGAUCUCUACAUUGAAAAAUAAGAAAAUGUAGAUAAGUUUCUGUGAAUGGGCAUUCUGUAUAUAUGUUAUUGAUUAAUUUGUAUUAUAAAUGAAUGAACAUGAGUAUAUACAUAUAAAAUCUGUUUACAUUUCAUCAGUCCUAAGUGACUGAAUUUUCACUAAUAAAUAGUUACAAGUAUUACUUUCGGAUGUCAUAUUUAUGGAAAUAAAAAAUGCUUGCACAUUGGAAAUUAAGAUAUCAAUAAUUCGUUUCUCAAGUUUGGUCCU
Orussus abietinus is the source of this 1286-nucleotide messenger RNA. RefSeq lists its product as uncharacterized. The transcript is spliced from 4 exons. Gene Ontology annotation, biological process: embryonic morphogenesis. The record is from RefSeq and is a predicted model, not a curated record. Lineage: Eukaryota; Metazoa; Arthropoda; Insecta; Hymenoptera; Orussidae. Gene Ontology annotation, cellular component: tRNA-splicing ligase complex. Bases 458 to 970 code for a protein of 170 amino acids.